AUGAGUAUUAUUCGAAUAAGUAAUCGAUUUUUGUCGAUUUCGACAAUAGGUCGAGCAACAGCUAUUGCCAUAAAACCACAUCCUUAUUAUUAUCAUUAUGGUAAACGUAUAUCAUCGAUUGAUACGAAUCGUUUACUAUUAUUAUCAUCAACACAUAUUCGUUCAUUUCAUUCAUCAUCGAUACUUUUUCAUGAUAAAUCUACAAUAGAAAAAACAGUAGAUUUAUUAAAAGGUGGAGCUCUAGAAGAAAAAAUAAAACCAGUAUCAACAACACCAACGAAAACCACUGUUCCAGUCAUUCCCCCGGAGACAACAGUUUCUACAAUAAGUACACCACCAAGUGAUUCAUUGGUUGUUAAACGAAAAUCACUUUGGCAACGUAUUGUUCAUGAAUUAAAACAUUAUUAUAAUGGUUUUAAAUUAUUAUUUAUUGAAACAAAAAUUGCAUUUCGCCUUUUAAGACAAGUUUUAAAUGGUUAUACAUUAACACGACGAGAACGAAAACAAUUUACACGUACGGCUGCUGAUUUAUUUCGAUUGGUACCAUUUUCUGUUUUUAUCAUUGUUCCAUUUAUGGAAUUUACAUUACCAAUAUUUUUAAAACUUUUUCCAAAUAUGUUACCGAGUACAUUUCAAGAAGCAGAUAAAGAACAAGAAAAAAUAAAAAAACAAUUAAAAGCAAAAUUAGAAGUAGCUAAAUUUUUACAAGAUACACUUGAAGAUACAGCAUUAAAAUCGAAAAAAAAACGUUCAGACGAUGAAUUAACAACACAAUUUGCUGAUUUUAUGAAACAGAUGCGUUCAACUGGCCUUCAACCAUCAACUGAAGAAAUAAUGAAAUUUUCAACAUUAUUUGAAAAUGAAUUAACAUUGGAUAAUCUUGAUCGUCCACAAUUAGUUGGUUUAUGUAAACUUCUUGGUAUAUCAACAAUUGGUCCUGAUUAUUUUCUUCGUUUUACACUUCAUUUAAAAUUACGUCAUUUAGAAGCUGAUGAUAAAUUAAUUCAAGAUGAAGGUAUUGAUAAUCUUACUGUUGAAGAAUUACAAGCAGCAUGUCGUGAACGUGGUAUGCGUUCACUUGGUGUUAGUAUUGAACGUUUACGUUCACAAUUACAACAAUGGCUUGAUCUUCAUCUUAAUAAACGUAUACCAUCAACUAUUUUACUUUUAUCACGUGCACUUUAUUUACCAGAAAAUAUUCCACAAGAAGAUAUACUUAAAGCAGUUAUUCAAUCAUUACCACCAGCAGUUGAUAGUGUAACAGCUGUUAAAAUAGCUGAAGUUAGAGGUGAACGUGUUGAUAAUACACAACGUAUUGAAGCUAUUAAACGUGAAGAUGAAGCUAUUAGAAAAGAAAAAGAAGACAAAGCUAAAGAUAAACAAUUAUCUGAAGAUGAAAUAAAAAAGAAACAAUUAGCUGAACAAGUUGUUGUACCAACAACACCAUUAGAUAUUCCUAAAGCAGAAAUUCUUGUUGAUAAAGCACCUAUACUUAGUGAUCAUAAAAAAGAAGAUAAAAAAGAUGAUCAACAAAUUGAUGUUGGACCAUUUGAAACAGCACUUGAACAACUUGUCCAUAAAAAAGCACAAGAAGUUCAAACAACAGUUGAAGAAAUUAAAGAACUUAAAGAUGAUGUUAAAGACUACAAAGAAGAUGUUAAAGCCCUUGAAACAUUGGCUGCAACAAAACAUGUUAAAUAUUUAAGUGAAACACGUUCUGCUAAAGCACUUUCGAAACGUAUUGAUAAACUUGUUGGUGAUCUUGAUCACAUUGUUCACUCACUUGAUAAAAAACAAGAUUCGCUUAAACAAGAUAUCGAAAGUGAAGAAGAUAAAUUAAAGGAAGUUACAUUUAGAACGGAUCAAAUCCAAGAACAUAAAGAUUUUCUUACAGAAAAAAAAGAGGUUCUUGUAUCAACUCAAGAAUUAGUUAAUACUAUUCGAGAACUUCAAAAAGUUUCAAAUCAAUCUACAGAUGUUCACGUUCGGGAUAUAAUUAAUCAAUUUGAUCAUAAUAAAGAUGGUUUCAUUGAAGUUGAUGAAAUAUUAAAAGCACUUGAAAUAAUUGGCAAUGAAAAAGUUAAAAUAUCGAAAAAACAUUUAAAAGAAAUAAUUGAUUUGAUGAUUUUUAAUGAAAUAAUUCGUGAACUUAUUAAAAAUAUUCAAUUAAAUGUUUUUUAUGAACAUUUUACAAAAGAUAAUGAACAAAUCGAUUCUUAUCUAUUAAAUUAUUUAGAAACAGCUCGAAAUAUUUUAAUUAAUGAUGAACAAUUUCAAAAAACAAAAUCUUAUGUAAAAAUUAUUCUGGAAUAUUCAUGGGAAAAAUUAAAUACAGGAAUAUGGCAAAAUGUUAAAGAUGUUUAUAGAUAUUUAUAUGCUUAUGCUUGUUAUAUUGAUGUACUUGUUGAUUGUAGAAUAUUGAUACAAAAUGAUAAAUAUGAUAAUUAUCAAGAUAUUAUAAAAAAAUGUGAUUUGGGUAUUUUACUUGGUGGACCAAUACUCGAAAAACAAUUCAAUGAUCUUAUUUCAAUAAUCAAUGAGAAUUGUAAAAAUAUUCAAGAUGAAGAAUCUAAUAUUGAUCUUCAGUCAUCAAAACGAAUUCGUCUUGAUCAUAAUAAUCAAAAUGAUGAUUUCAAUUGGAUGCCAAUACCAAUUAUUGAUUUAACAAAAGCAAUUGAACGUAUUCAUUGUCCAUCUAUCGAACAAUUUCUUACAUGUUAUAUGCAAACAAAAAAACCUGUUAUACUCACUGGUUGUAUGAAUCAUUGGCCAGCAUUGUCUAAAUGGAGUUUUGAUUAUUUGAUUAAGUUAGCUGGUGAUCGUACAGUACCAAUUGAACUAGGUAGUCGUUAUUCAGAUGAUGACUGGACACAAAAAUUAAUGACAAUAACAGAUUUUGUCGAACAAUAUUGUCAACGGAGAUCUUCAAAAUGUGGUUAUUUAGCACAACAUCCUUUGCUAGAUCAGAUUCCGGAUUUAAAAAAAGAUAUUUGUAUACCAGAUUAUUGUUAUAUUAGUUCAGAUGAAAAUGAAGAUGAAGAGGUUGAUCUUAAUGCAUGGAUUGGUCCGAAACAAACCAUAUCACCAUUACAUAAUGAUCCAAAACAAAAUCUUCUUGCUCAAGUUGUUGGAGAAAAAUAUGUUCGAUUAAUUGAUCCUAUUUAUUCAUCAAGAUUAUAUGCACUUGGUUCAACUAUGUUAAACAAUACUAGUUCGAUUGAUGUUGAACAUCCUGAUUAUGAUCGCUUUCCUCUUUCCAAAGAUGUUCCAUAUCUUGAAUGUAUACUUCAGCCAGGCGAGAUGCUCUAUAUGCCAUCACGUCAUUGGCAUUAUAUGAAUUUUACAGAAUUAUUUAAAGUAACAUCAUAUCAAUGUUUAUUUUCACCUGAUGGUCAAUAUUUAGCAUGUGUUAAUCAAUAUCGUUUAAUAAUACGUACAUCAACAACAUUAGAAAUAAUAAAUUUAUUUGCUUGUAUUGAUAUAAUAGAUACAAUUGAAUGGUCAUAUGAUUCACGUUUUAUUUUAGCUGGUUUAAUUAAACGUAAUGCUAUACAAAUAUUUUCAUUAGAUAAUCCAGAAUGGAAAUGUAAAAUUGAUGAAGGUUCAGCUGGUCUUUGUCAAGUACAUUGGGCACCAGAUUCUCGACAUAUAUUAACAACAGCACAAUUUCAUUUACGUAUAACUGUUUGGUCAUUAACAUCAAAAAAUAUUUCAUAUAUGAAAUAUCCAAAAAAAAUUUCACCUAAUUCUUAUAUAUUUAAUGUAUCAAAAUCAUAUAUGGCAUUAGUUGAACGUCGAAAUGAUAAUACAGAUCAUAUAUCAAUAUUUAAUUAUUCAACAAAUUGGUCAAUGAUUGCACAUUUUCAUGUUAAGGAAUUAGAAGAUCUUCAAGGUAUUCAAUGGUCACCAAAUAAUGAUGUUUUAUGUUUAUGGGAAAAUUAUUAUGAAUAUAAAAUUAUUUUUUAUACACUUGAUGGACAAUUAUUAAAUAUAUAUAAACCUGAAAAUGAUCAUUUAGUAUUAGGUGUACGUUGUGCACAAUGGUCACCUACUGGACAAAUUAUGGUUGUUGGAGAUUAUGAAGAACAUAUAACUAUAUUUAGUUAUUUAACUUAUAAAAAAAUUCGAGAAUCUUUUCAACAUCCACAAAGAUUAUCAUCAAAUAAUGGUUAUACAAUUUUAAAAGAAGAAGAAUAUCAUACUGAUAGUGAAGAAAUAAAUGAGAAAAGUCAAAGUAAAUCUUAUUCAUCUUCUACAAAUUCAUCAUCUCUCUUAUCAAAUCAUGAAUCAAAAUAUAUUAUUUAUAAUGGUACACUUCAAAUAGAUCCAAUAAAACCUAAUUUUGAUCGUGCUAAUCCUCGAUUAGGUGUAUCAUCUAUUGAAUUUUCAAGUUCAGGUCGAUAUAUAUCAACAAUUAAUGAAACAAUGCCAAAUAUUUUAUUUAUAUUUGAUUUUAAAUCAACAUUUCAUUUAGCUUUUGUACUUAUACAAAUUCAACCAAUACGAUGUAUUAAAUGGGAACCAAAACGUGAUCAUUUAGCAUUAUGUACACAUAAUAAUUGUUUGUAUAUUUGGUCAUCAAAAGGUGCUUCUUGUAUUAGUUUACCUAGUGAAUCAUCUAAACAUAAAAUAGAUGAAAUAAAAUGGAAUAAUUAUAAUUCUAUACCAAGUAUUGCAUUGAUUGGACAGAAUACUAUGUGUCUCGGUUUUGUUGAUCUUAAUAAUGAUAUGUAA
This is a messenger RNA of Rotaria sordida, 4734 nucleotides long. The record is from the annotation of a GenBank genome assembly. NCBI's taxonomy places the organism in Eukaryota, Metazoa, Rotifera, Eurotatoria, Philodinida, Philodinidae.